AUGGUGGUCAUGACCCAUGAAUACACCAAGAACCAGAUGAUCGGGCUGGCUGUUGGUUUCAUGUUUCUCCCCAUCAUAUUUUAUGGUCUUCGAAUCUGGGCUAGAUUGAUUAUCAAACGCAUCACUCUGGACGACUACUUGGCUGGCGCAGCAAUGAUCCUUUCCAUCGUCUGCUGUUCUUUGCAAUUAGCCGCAACAUUUCAUGGACACCUGGGCCAGCACCAGCCACAACAUCCUGAUGGGACGGCCAUCAUGGAAGAUCCAGGUCUAGCGUUCUUCGAGAAGUCGAAAUUCGCCUUGAACAUGCUCUCCAUCGUCGGCCUUGGUCUCGUCAAGUCAUCCAUUCUCGUUCUCUACCUAAGUCUCUUUCCGAACCGCAAGUUCCAAUGGGUCGUGUACGGCGUGCUCGGCUACGUGAUCGUCUGGACCAUAAGCUUCUUCUUCUCGCACCUCUUCACCUGCUACCCGAUUACUGCUUUUAUCGACUUUUUCCAAGACAAGAAAUGCGUCAACCAGGUGGCCAUGUUCCUAACGGUCCUGUACACAAACGUCGUGGCCGACUUUGCCAUUCUCGUCCUGCCCAUUCCCAUGGUCAUGAGCAUCCAGCUCAAGUUGCGGAGGAAGAUUGCCGUCCUCGGCAUGUUGAGCCUCGGUGCUGCUGUCUGUGCUGUCAGCGUCACUCGCGUCAUUGCUGUAUAUGCAAUUGCCAAACAAUACGUUCAUUACCCCAACGACAUCAUUUACUACACCGCACCCGUGUUCUUCUGGACGAAUAUUGAACUGUCCAUGGCGGUCGUGUGCGCAUGCCUGCCGACACUGCGACCGAUUUGGAGACACCUGUUUCCGAAAGAAACAGCGACUGGAAACAACUCGUACGAACUGGGCUACGGCUCCGGCAGGAAGGGGACGAAGAAGGGCAACCACAACAUGCCAUACACAGAGCUGGACGAGAUGGAACUCAACGCCGGUAAUAGCCACACAAGGUCCGCGUCGCCGGCGAGCGGGACGGUGGUCAAGGAGAUCAGGAUACGUCAAACGAUCGAACCAGCAGACGACUCUAGCGCGAUAUAUCUACCACCGACCGAGUCUUUUGCUGGGCCGCUUGGUCCCAGGGCAUGA
Molecule: messenger RNA, 1119 nt
Organism: Verticillium nonalfalfae
Lineage: Eukaryota; Fungi; Ascomycota; Sordariomycetes; Glomerellales; Plectosphaerellaceae
Exons: 6
Coding region: 1-1119 (372 amino acids)
Source: RefSeq, a predicted model, not a curated record